AUGCUGGCAGUGCUGUAUCGCGCUCCAUUGACGGAGGGGGAGCGGUGGCGGCUGGCAGGGCUGGCCGCAUUCAUGGCAGCCCAGCUUGCGUUCUUGACCUGUUGGCGCCGACAGUACCUGCGGUGGCGCACCCCGCUCGUGGCCGUCUCCCGUGCCCAGGGCCUGCUGGUGCCGGUCCUGGUGCUUGACACGCUCCGCGCGCUGCAGCCCACGCUGCAGCCGUCCCCUGCAGCAGGCGGCGACGGCAUGGGCAGCAGCAGCAGCGGCGGCGUCGCCGCCGCGCUUCGUUCGGUGGUGGUGCUUCUCGUCCCGCUGGCUUGGGUGGAUGCUUGCUUCCUGGGUGCAGUGGGGCAUCCGCUGCCCCCGCUGCUGCAUGUGGCGGUGCAGAGCGUCAGCAUGGGGCUGCUGGCGUGGCGAGCACCAACAGCCUGCCGCGACUAUGUGGCCCAGCACCCGAGCAACCCGCGCGUGGUGCAGGCCGCUUACUGGCUGCUGCAGCAGCUCACGUCCCUGUUGUGCGGGGGCACGCAGCAGCUUGUGGCGCUGGCUGGCGGCGCCGUCAGCGAUGGGCAGCAGUGCGUCGCGGUGGUGUGGGCGCUGCAGGCCUCCCUGGCACUCGUGCUCCCCACGCUGGUCAUCUGGCAGCAGCAGCUUGCCACAGCCAGGCAGGCAGCGGGCCAGAUGGGGAGGCAGGAGCAGAGGGAAAGGGAGGCGGGCGAGAGCGAGCAGCACGCCGUUGGCGACUGCCACCGCAAAUCAUUGGUGGCAGGCAUUGAGCUGCGGCUGCUGGAGGCGGCAGAAGGCAUCAGCUGGCCGCUGGCCACGGCUGCCUCGGCGCUGCUGGCAUUCGCAGCGCGGCUAGCCUGGCAGGCGCUACCAGAAGGCGCAGCGGUCUAA
This is a messenger RNA of Chlorella variabilis, 897 nucleotides long. RefSeq lists its product as hypothetical. The record is from RefSeq and is a predicted model, not a curated record. Bases 1 to 897 code for a protein of 298 amino acids. Lineage: Eukaryota; Viridiplantae; Chlorophyta; Trebouxiophyceae; Chlorellales; Chlorellaceae. The transcript is spliced from 3 exons.